GUAGUCAACAAAAAGUUGUGUGUAUGCCAUAUUAUUUAACGUGAAUUGUUUUUGGGCAACAACUGUCAUUUUCUUAAAUGUAAACUCGCCACUCAGAAGUCUAUUUUGAACGGCAUUGCAAACUGAUGUUACUGAGGUUUCUCCUUCGGGUAGGUCUCCAAAUUCAUGUAAACAGUCCAUGAUUUCAGAAUAACUUAUGGACGGUCUCUGCCUCUUCAAUGUUUCAAUGAACUGAAGAUCACUGUUAUAUAAACUUCGGCUCCUUCCCCCUCCAUGCUUUGGAGCUAAAUCAUUUGACGCACAGUACUGCCUCCAGAUUUUUGACACAGUAGAUGAAGAUACUUUAAAUUCGUUUGCUAUAUCAAUAACUUUUCCUGGACAAAUGCCUGUAGUUUUGUCUCCCCCUUUAAUGCAAAUUUCAUCUAUAAUAUGUGUCCUUGUAUCAAUAGAAAGGGCUUUUCCGUGGCUGUAGGAUCGACCUUUGCUGUUAACUUUCCACAUUUUGAAGCGUUUAUACAAACAUUACAAAGUAUUAAAACAAUACAUAUACAAGAAUAGAACAUGUCAAAUAAACACGUUGACAGUGGUUCCGCCCCUGGAAACAAUCGUAAUUGACCUUAGCAACGUCAAGAUUUAAACCACUCAACGCGCGUUUAGAACAGUUGUUGAUUUGCAGUCAAACAGAAUCCGCUGUAUUAAUUGAUGUCACAUAGUAAGUAUGUUGAUGUAGAUUUAAAAUAUGUGAAUAAACUCGCGAUAAUUUAAAUCAGUUCCCUGAAUUAAUAAUCUUUGAAGUGAAUCAGUGAUGCAUGGCGACCAUGUUUUUCAUCCUGCAUGGGCACUUUUUUACAACUUGCAAAAAAAUUUGCAAUCAACUAAAUAUACUAGACAAUUUUACUGAAAUAUCAAGUAUUCUUGAUAUCACACAAAAAGGUGAUAUAAACACUUUGGUUCUCUCUCUGAUUCACUUUCAGCGAGGUACAGCAAUUUAUCAACCUCUUCUUUUGUUAUACACUGUGUUACGAUAUCUUGAGGAGAAUUAAGUGCUUUGUUUAGCAAUUCCUGGAACAGCGAAUAGCUCAACAGACCAUUUUCUCCACCAGAUAAAGAGCGUAAGUCCCUUCCUUCAGAUUGCCAGUCCCAAUAGCUGCUAAAGGUAGUUGAAGGAAUUUUCUGCGAGCACUUUUGGCUGAAUACUUAGCCACACAUAUGGACUACACAUUGCAAAAGCAAUACUUAACUUCAUAUAACUAUGUUCUAAAAUGUACUGUGCCACCUUGAGGUUUCCAGGACACUCAGCACAAUCUUGCCUAUGGCGAUUUUACAAACAAAACUACAAACUCUAACGUAAUCAACAAGAGUUACCCCUUCCAUCCUUGAAAUAAAAAUGCUUUCAUUUAUUUUUUCAUGUAAGAUAAAUUUUUCUUUUUUCUCGUUCAAACACGUUAACAAGAUUUUACUCUACAGUGUGCAAUGGGAUCUGAAGGGGAGUAAUUAAAAAUCCUUGGAUGGAACUUAAAUCUGCUAAUUCUUUCUCUGGAUUCUCUGAAUUUUCCGGUUGAUCACUUGAUUGAUCUUCCACAUGUUGAGGUGACAAAAGAUGAUCUACCUUCUUCCUCUUGAUUUCCAUCUUCUUCCUCUUGAUCAUCUUCAUGCGGAGGUGAUGAAUGAAAAUCAUCUCUUUCAUCCAUUUUGGAUUUAGCAUUGGAUUGAUCUGCUUCAGAAUGGACUGACUGAUUGGCACUGGAUAUUGUUUGCUCAUUAUCUGAGCUUAUAAUAACAGUUUCUCCUGAUUUGUUAGAAUCUGACACAUUUAUAUUGCUGGUACUGCUGGAUUUGUUCUUCCACAUCUGUCUAAGAUCCUGACCUUUAUUUUUCUUUUUGGAAGAUGUUGAUUGAUUUUUUCUACGCUUAGUGUGAUACCAUGCUGACUUCUUUUCCUUUUUUCCCAACGAAAGCUGUUUUUCCUAAAUCUUUUUUUUGUUUCAUCAACGCUGUUAUCUCUCCACUGAUCUGGUCACAAAUUGAAAACUGGUUUAGGGACUUUUGUUUUUGAAGGCGUACUUUUUUGAACUGCAAUUGUUCAUUUAUGUUAUUCAUAAUAUCUUUCAAUGCUUUGGACCUUUUUUUAGCCUUUCAUUCUUGUCAAUCUUCUGUCACUUGUGUCUUUGUUCUCCACCAAAGUUGUCACUCAAUUCCUUACUGCUUCCCCUGGAUUGGCCUUUCACAAACUUGUAACCUUUCUUUAUCACAUUCUCUUUUGCCUUCUCAAGCAACCUUCCUAAUCAGAGCCAGUAAAGAAAACAAAUAAAAAUAUUACAAUAUUUAUCUAUGUCAAGCGCUCCUCUCAGGGCCGGUUUUAGACUUGUGGAGGCCUGGGCAACCGUAAGUUGUGUAGGCUAAAUCCGACAAAAAACCUGUCCGCCGCAUUUUAUGUUAACCCCCUCCCCACUGCAGAGUCUCUGAAAAUGCUAUUUCCUGCUUUCUGAGACUGUUUCUUGAAUGUAACAAUCAUUGAAAUAACAUCUGAAAUAUUUGGGGGUAUAGCCCUCUAGCCACCAUUAAUGAUCUGGGGGGCCCUGUUUGUGGAGGCCCCUGGGCAGCUGCCUGGUCUUGCCCUUAAGUAAAUCCGGCCCUGGUUCCUCUUUUGAGUUCCUAUUUCAUUUGGAAUUUUCCUAAUUCCAUUUGCAAAUUUGAAAACUUCAUUUUCAAAUCUCAUGAGGAAGAUUGCAAAAACCUCUGAGGAAGAUUGCAAUUUAAAAGUUCCUAGCUUCCUGUUCAAAGUUCCUAACUUCCUGUUCUGUUCUUUGCAUGCAUUUUUCAGGUAGUGAUUUGACUCCAUUUGGACACACAGUAUAUAAGAUUUGUUUUCAAUUUACAGAUCAAUCAUUAACAACCAAUUUUGCAUUACACAUCUUUAUAAUAUAUCAAAGAAUGAACACACACAUUUUUUAAUUAUCCCAUCUACGCUAGUUUCAACUACAGUCACUUCUGUGUGUGUGUCACAUCCCAUAUUUUAUACGGCUUAUUUAAUGCCUGAAAGAGAAUGCAACCGAAUGCAAAUAUCACUAAAUAUAGGCCGCUAUUUAUAGUCAGCAAGUCAAUAUUUACAGUACGUUUUAAUAAUUCAUAAAGGUGACAACAAAAAAGAUUUAUUCAUGAUUUUAUAAUCAAAAUUGACUUUAAAAAUACAUACUUUGGCUGCUAUGUUGAAAAAUAAAUGAAUGCCAUGAGGAAAAUUGAUACUGCUUACCAGGCCUCUGUCAAACUCGCUAUUUUUAUAUGCUAAAUUAAAUUGCGCUAAAAAAGUUCAAAUAGCCCGUGCUCGGGCAAAUUCUUUUAACUCUUUGACGGCAAAUCCCAAAUCAUUCAUCCGCUAGCGGAUGAAUGAUUGGAUGUUCAUAUCUUCGGUUCGGUGCAUGCUAUGAAGACAGAAAUACCACCAUUCGAUUCAGAAAUAAAAGAUUCAACUAAUUCGUCACUAUAGCUAUAGCCAUUAUCAAUAUUGUAGCGAUUUAUGGGCCUUUGAAGUCAAACACGAUCAUAUUGUAUCAAAUUACGCACUUGUCUGAACAAAAAUCUAAACUUAGCCAUACCUUUCGCCGAAAAUAAUCUUGUUCGAAUCCCCAUUAAAAACACUAUUUAGAGUGUUAUUUGCAAGCCUGUAUCUUCAAAUCUGUAUAUUUUAUCAAUAUAUUUCCAUUUCUUGUCCGACUGUGAGCUCGAAGUGAGUUAAUCCCAACCGGAAGUACGACAGCGGUGAGUAAAUAUAUGAUUGUUUCGGUUUGUGUAAUGUUUUGACGGCACUUGACCCCCCGUUCGAAAGGUUAUUUUGUGAGGAUUUCAAUGGUGGGUUUUAUUUAAAAGGGGGGUAAAUACUCGCCGAGAUAUUUACAAUAGAAAAAUUAAGUCGUAAUUUAAUGCGAAACCGUCUUGCCGUCAAAGAGUUAAGCAAAUUCCCCGACUAGCUAUAGACCCCUGUUAUCAAAUCCCCUACCGUUGCCCCCCCCCCCCUCCGGCUUAACAUUGAUAGGUGCAUAUUAUAAGAAAGAACACUGAUGAAUCUUGGUAUGAUUAAAUACAGCACUGAGGGAGAGUUUCUGAAGAAAGUUGACACAAGACAGAACAAUGACAAAGAAAGAAAGUGUAAAUCUGAAGAUAAAGGUUAACAAGAAGAGCUCAGAAAGAUCUUGCAGAAACAUAAGAAGUAAUUCCAUCUUUGAGCAGUUGAAGAAAAUUUGUUGCGAAAGCACACAAGAUUGCGCACUCAGUAAAGACCUGCACGCUGAAACUUCGUCAAGAAAAGAUUUGGUUUCCUGGAAUUGCUAAACUCUGUAAGAAGCUGUACAGAAUUGUCAAAGCUGUCAAGUCACUCAUGAUUGUACCUAUGACGAGCUUCUUCAAUCAACACCAUUGCCACCAGGUUCUUGGCACACAAUCUCUGUGGAUUUCAAGGGACCGUUCAAAGAUGGAACUUACGCACUGGUUAGAUAUGAUCUUUACAGCUGUUAUCCUGUCGUAAGCUACUGCAGAUCUACAGCUUUCUUGUGUGUAAAAUCGAUCCUUGAUUUGUGGUUUUCAACAUUUGGUACAGUGAAGGAGCUGAAAUCAGAUGAAGGACCUCCAUUCAACGGAGAUGAAUUCAGUGCAUAUGCUUGCGAGAGAGGAUUCAUUCACACACCGGUGAAACCCAGUCAUCCGAGACGAAACAGUGAAGCUGAGAAAUUUAUGCAGAAUGUAAAGAAGAUGGAGAGAAUUGCAAAACAAGAAAGGAAGCAAUAUCGCUGUCAUUCUCUAGGCAUUGAUUGCAGGCGCAUAAGCGUGGGUUAACAAAUUGGUGAGAUUGUAGUGAACAUAUUCUGCACAUACAUCUUCAGAGCUGAUCCAAGUUUUGCAGCUGCACUGGCAAUGACCUCUACCUCUCAAGAUUGUGCCUUCAAGAUUGAUUGUUCCAGCUGGUCUUCUGCCUUCAAUUCACUUGGAAGAUAACAAAUUCCUACCGGAAUAGAAAAUUUCCCAUCCAGAGUCUCUAUGCAAUUACAAAUUUGCUUCUUUUACAAUCGUUUUCUUUAGCUAUUCGGCUGCAGGAUUAUCCCUUGUAAAUUGUAAAUUUAUUGAAUUGGUCACACCAAUUACCUUUGCCUGAUGCGGGUCAAUGCUAAGACCUGGUUUGAGAGCCAUUCCAUCUUCUUGUGAAGAUACAGUGAACACUUUUAGUUUAGUUUCUCAGUUGAUAAUAAUUGGUAGGAUCCAACAUUUUGAACAGAUAUAAUGGUAAAAAAAUAUUGAACUAAAGACCAGCAUACACUGUUGUCUGUAGUAUAGCUUACCUUAUUUCUUGCCUGUCUUGCCGUUCUUUCAGGUAAAGGCCAAUUCCACAAACUCCAAUCAAAUUUCGAUCUAUCAGCCUUGCCUUCAUCUGCUGUCUUGUAAAAGCCUGGGCCUCUCAGAAGAUGCACUGUGGACUCAUGACCAUAAUAUUCAAGUGUAUCCAGAAACUCUGAAAUUUCAGCAUCCCAUUGGAACAUUUUAUCUUUAGAGGUAGAAUUAGUUGAAACAAACCCCAGAGCGUUUUUACCAGUUCGUAAAAAAUAUGUUGUUUAGAAAGAUAACCACUUUCUAGAAACUCUUGAAGUUUUUUGCAGACUGGAUCAGUAAAUCUGUAAAUCCUGUGAAAACAAAAGAGGUGUAAGGAAAACUGUAUGUUUUCAUGUUGAUAAUUAAUUAGUAAAUUAAUGUUCUUUUCAUUCCAAAGUUUAGGGUGUAUAAUCAAGGGAAAUAUACUGUAUAGCAAGUGUAUUACAUGUGACUUUUAACCCAAUCCAUUCUAUGAGUUCUAGGCAGUGAGAAAUUAUGCACACUAUGUACUUUCCACCAAAUAAUGUCUGCAUACUUUUCUGCUGUGUGUACAUCCAAGUCACUAGAUGCUGAUUCAAUCUCUGUGUCACUAUAAUCAGAUAUCAAUAAACUCGAUGUAGCACUUUCCACAUCACUCGAACCACUUAAGCUGUCAACUUCAGAUAUGGUGUGUGGUAUUUCACACAUAUCCGUGCACAUAGCAGGGGAAGGCGGUUCAUUGCUGAUGUUAGAGACAAAAGUUAAUAGAUUUAUCAAAUUAUAGUUCAAUAUCACAACAGUCCGAGAAUCUAAAGAAUUGUAUUUUUCGACAUUCAGAGUUUAUUGAGAAAUUAAAAUGCCUGAUUGUUACUUACAAUGCUUUAGACAGCAAAGCAAUAAAAUCAACAAUGUUAGAACGAAAUGACAGGUCCAAAAUUUCACGAUCUGGGAAUUUAAUCAGUAGCUCAAGUAGCCUUGUUAUCAUGCACAGUACUACUUAGUAUAUAAUAUCAUCAAGUGCAUCAUUACCAAUUCAGUGGAUCAUUACCAAUUCACAAAGCACAAUGAAGUUUCACAUUGAAAUUUGCAUAUUAUGCGUAAUCUUUAUUUUUACGAAUUAUAUAUUUAUUUAAUAUAGACAUAUACAGUAUUUUAAAAUUUUCCUACAGUACCAGUAGGCUAUGACAAAAAAUACAAACACAUUUAUAUUAUAAUAUGUGUACACUGUACAGUGUAUAGGCUUACUUUAUAAUUAAAAUGUUUAUAUAGGCUUACUAUUCCAAUAAUAUUGCACUGUCUUCUUCUAAGAUCUCAUCUUCAUUCACAGGUUGUGGCAAUAGGAAUUUUUCAAUUCGGUUCUGCUUACAUCUGUUCUACAACCUCAAUACAUUUCUGAUUUAUCCAGUGUUCUAAGAAGAUAAUAGGCCAUCAAGAUUGAAGAUUCAAAGAUAGUACCUGUUGUUUACUAAAAAUCUACUUGAAGAAAAAAAUUCAUUUACAUAAACUUCAGAAAGUAUUUUGCCAAAAAACUUAUUUCCUAGACCGAUCAUUUUGUAGGCUAUUUAAAAUGCUUGCAGAACAUGCAUAGAAUGCAUAAACUGUACUGCUACUGUUUUUAUAUUACCCAAACCUUUUGUAUACAACUACAGACUAAAUAUGUACUAUUUAAAGCACACGUAGGAAUGUUUUAUCAGAUAUAAAACGCGAGGCACAACCGAGCUACACGACUACAAGUGCUUUAAAUGGCUUAAAAAACGACUCAUCUUAUAUGAGUUCAUUGGUGAAGUAAUUUUUAAAAUAAACUUUGUCUAAACUGAGAAAAUCAAAGCUAAAGUUUAUGUAAAUUAACAUGAUUUUUUAUCACAUAUAAAGAUACGACACGCUUAUGGUUUUUCUUUGUGUUUUCCUCCUGAAUUAUUAAUGAGUUUUUUAAGUAUAUGUAAUAAUGCAAUGUUCAAGUAGAUUGUACUACUAAUACAUACUUGUAAAAUUACUCCCAAUCCUUGGCUUAUUGAUACAGUAUGGCCACACACACACUGGAUAUAUCUUUCAUUCAAAACAGUGCAGCCAAGGUAUUUGUCUUCAAAUUCUAGACAAUUUAUAAAAAUCAAUCAAUUUAUUCUAGUUAGAGAAUUGACAGCACAUGCAGGUUGGUUAAUGUGAGAAAAAACAUUGACAGUACAUUAUAAUAAUAUGUACAAACUGGUAUGAUACACGACAUGUAUGUGAAAACUGGUAUGAUACAUUAUCCCAUACCUGUGUUAAAAGCAGCUUUCUGUAUAAUAUCAGAGUAAACUGAGUUAAAAACUGAGAACACACUGUAACCAUGAUGUACUUACCCUGCUUGAAAUUCUGAUAUUUCAUCUGUUGAAAUGCAUGAUCUACUUCAGGAUUCAAUAAAUCCUUAACUCCCUAGCAUUUCUUGAACAACUUAAUGUCUAAUGCUUUUCCUUUACAUUUGUGUUUCCCCUUUUGGCCUUUGACUUCAUGUUAUCCAAACGAUCUGAAUUUGAUGAACCAGGAACUGACAGGCAUGUUCCAAUGCUU
Molecule: messenger RNA, 7884 nt
Organism: Paramuricea clavata
Lineage: Eukaryota; Metazoa; Cnidaria; Anthozoa; Malacalcyonacea; Plexauridae
Source: the annotation of a GenBank genome assembly